Molecule: messenger RNA, 798 nt
Organism: Oppiella nova
Lineage: Eukaryota; Metazoa; Arthropoda; Arachnida; Sarcoptiformes; Oppiidae
Source: the annotation of a GenBank genome assembly
AUGAUUAAGUCUCACGACUCGCCGUUUCAUCACUUGUUUGACACUUUCGAAGUGAUCGGAAGCGGAAAGUUUGCAACAGUCAGGCGGUGUGUGGAGAGACAGACGGGCAAUGAAUUCGCGGCCAAAUUCAUACGCAAACGGAGUUCCACCGGACGAAUGGGACAGGCAUUGGAGGACAUCAACAGAGAGAUCGACUUAUUGAGAGAAAUCGAUAACAAUUAUAUCAUUAAAUUACACGAUGUGUUUGAUUGUGGAAAUGAAAUGAUCAUUGUUUUGGAAUUAGUGAAAGGCGGAGAACUAUUUGAGUUAAUAUCGGAAAAGGGAUGUCUGGCCGAAGAGGAAGCCGUGCAUUACAUGAAACAGAUUCUGAUGGCUAUCAAGCAUUUACACGACAGGAAUAUCGUUCACUUGGAUCUGAAGCCCGAGAAUAUUCUGCUGAGCGAUAAGACCGCCAAACGAAUCAAAUUAAUUGAUUUCGGAAUUUCGCGCAAAAUCGUCAACGAUUUGGAUGUCAAAGGACUUUACGGGACCCCGGAAUUUGUCGCUCCGGAGAUAAUAAAUUACGAAUCGGUGAAUACGGGAACAGACAUGUGGGCCAUCGGUUGUAUGGCUUAUAUUUUACUGAGCGGUGCCUCACCAUUCCUGGGCGACACUAAACAGCAAACUUUUGUUAACAUAACGGCCGCUGAUUAUCAUUUCGAUGACCAAUACUUUGCUAAUAUUAGUAACGCAGCCAAAGAUUUCAUAUCAGGACUAUUAGUGAAAAAUUCAAAGUAUUUUACUAACUAUUCAAUUUGA